Acipenser ruthenus (sterlet) is the source of this 3319-nucleotide messenger RNA. Its product is annotated as protein tweety homolog 1-like. The transcript has 14 exons. The record is from RefSeq and is a predicted model, not a curated record. Gene Ontology annotation, cellular component: smooth endoplasmic reticulum membrane; plasma membrane. NCBI's taxonomy places the organism in Eukaryota, Metazoa, Chordata, Actinopteri, Acipenseriformes, Acipenseridae. Bases 628 to 2334 code for a protein of 568 amino acids. Gene Ontology annotation, molecular function: intracellularly calcium-gated chloride channel activity; volume-sensitive chloride channel activity.
UUACAGCAGAUGCACUAGCAGCGAGAUCAGCACUCCAUCUCUCUCUCUCUCUCUCUCUCUCUCUCUCACUCUAUAUCUAAACUCAUGUUUUUAAACUAGUACCUCUAUCUUUCCAUUCACUUCUCUCUAUUCUACCACCUGCUUUCUCCUUCACACUCGCUGUAUCAAUACUACCCUGUUUAUUUCUCUGACCUCCCUCCUCUCUACCCCUCUCCUCUAUGAUCUCUCUCCCUUGCUACCCUCCUCUCUCACUCCCUCUCUGAUACGACCUCUUCCUCUCUCUCAUCCCUCUCUGCUGUCUCCAUUCUCUUUUUAAACUAGCAUGUUCCUUCCUCUCUCUAAACUUUCUCUAACUCUUAUCCUCUCCCUACCUCUCCCUCACUCCCUCUCCCUCCCUAAACUUUCUUUAACUCUCAUCCCCUCUCUACCUCUCCAUCACUCCCUCUCUCUCUCUCCACCCCUCUACUAAAAUCACAUAUUUAUUGAUUGAGUCGUUUUUAUUCAUUUACCAAACCAGUUGGACUUUCUUUCUUUCUUUCUUUCUUUCUUUCUGUCUUUCCAUUUCUCUCUCCCUCACUACACUGUUUGGAAUACUACUUCUUUGGAAUUCCUGGUAUUCCCGUCGCCAUGGCAGCGUUCCUGGGAUACUCCCCUUCCCAGUGGGUCUUGCUCUGCCACAGAAUUCCCAGGUUGGACUUCGGAUUGGAGAGCCGAGGGAACACAUUCCAGCCGGAGGUGUGGGAAUAUCAGCAGACUCUACUCCUUCUCUCCUCUCUCUCCGCGCUCUGUCUCCUCCUCUCAUUGCUCGGGGUCUCUUCCUCUCUGAUUGGCUGGUGCUGCCGUCGGCGUGGUAACCACGAGGAGGUCGAUGACAGCGAUGACGAUGACGAGUGUGAUGAUGUCACUGGAGGGCGUCGGCUCUGCUGUGUCACAUGGGGUACUGUCGGGGCCGUUGUGAUUUGCUGUGCUGCUAUUGGAAUUGGUUUCUAUGGUAAUAGCGAAGCCAAUGAUGGGAUGUAUCAGAUGACCUACUCCCUGGCGACAGCCAAUCACACGCUGAGUUCCAUUGACAUUCUGGUCUCAGACACCGUGUCCUUGCUGGGUCUGGCAGUCUCUGAUCAGCUCACCAGAUUGGAGGAGCUCCUGUCCCGGCGCGAUGACCUCAUUAUCGUCGCUCGGAAUGCCCGUCGGCAAGCGGAGGCUGUGAUUGACCUGCUGUCGAACCUGCCCCUCCAGGCCACACCCCCCCUGAGUGCAGCGCAGCUAACCACCCAGGGGAAUUAUACUGCAGAGAAUCAGACAGAGAGCGCAGUCAGUGUGGACUGGGCAGCACAGAGAGUGGGGUCCCUCGAGGAAUACAGAUGGCUCUCCUACGUUCUUCUGCUUCUUCUAGACCUCCUCAUCUGUCUCUUCAUCCUCUUGGCUCUCGCUAAGGAAACACGCUGGCUGCUGGUGCUAAUGUCAUCUCUUUCUUGGCUCGCUCUGUUUCUCAGCUGGGGUUCACUGGGUCUGGAGACUGCUACUGCUGUGGCUCUCAGUGAUUUUUGCGUGGAUCCAGACACCUACAUAUUAAAUACAACACAGUUGGAUCUCGGAGUAAGACAAGAUGUCCUGGAGUAUUACCUGCUCUGCAACAAGGGAAUGAGAAGUCCUUUCCAACAGCGACUCACUCAGUCUCAGAGAGCUUUGUCUAAUAUCCAUGCUCAACUCACUGGCCUGGAGGCCAUGGCUAUCCCACAAUUCCCUCAGGCUGAAAAGAGCCUCUCUGAGCUGCAGCAGGUUCUCAACGUCACCGAGGGAAACUUCCAGCAGCUGGUGGCACUACUGAACUGCAGAGCACUGAACAAGGACUAUCUAGAUGCUAUAAAGGGCCUGUGUUAUGAUGGGAUGGAGGGAGUGUUGUAUCUCUCUCUCUUCUCUUUCCUCUCCGCUCUCUCAUUCUCCUCUCUCCUCUGCACCCUGCCGAGAGCCUGGGACCAGUUUCACAGUGACUCUGGUGAUUACGACGACUCUGAUGAUGACAGCGAGGACCCCUUCGGCUCUCAUCAGGCACGUAGACAGAUGCCCACGAGCAGGGCGGGGCCAUCAGGGGUCCUGCCAGGUUUCUAUAGUUACCAGGGGGGGGCCUCGGCUCCUCCCCUCUCCAGUGCCCCGCCCCUCUCUCACUACAUGGCUCAAAACGCUUUAUUCAGUGGCAGUCCUCGAUUUGAAAGCGUCCCGCUGAUCGAAAGACAGUCGCCACCCCCCUCGUAUUCUCCAAGCAUGUUAACAGGAUUCGGAGACCCACAACUAAACAGUGCAGCUGGACAUAGCAGGACUGAGUUCUUGUCCUAAUGUUGGACAGACAAGUGGACAUUUGGACAUGUGGACAGACAUGCAAGAAAAAAUACAAAUAUAAUAACCUUCAAAGUUUGUAAUUUUAAAUGUAUUAAUACCUUUUUUCUACCUGUUAAUUAUUCAGCCCCUCUAACUUUUAUAGAUUAUAUAGCAGUGGCACCAAACAUGAUUCAGACAGUCCCCCUGAGUUUCAAUCUCCAUAGUUUGCAGCAUACAAGUAUGGCUAUUGAAACUCAGGGGGACUGUCUGAAUCAUGUUUGGUGUUGCUGUAUAACAUAUAAAACUUGACUAGACUGUGCUAGAAUUACAUUGGAACUGGAGUUUAAUAUCAUUUUACUAGACUGUGCUAGAAUUACAUUGUAACUGGAGUUUGUAAUGUUACAUUGUCACUUAUCUUGAAUACUCAUAUUUUAAAAUAUUUAAAGCAAUACUUUCCCUGAACAUGUGAAAUCCUGAAUAGAAAUAUUUUGUAAAAACGUUUUUUACCCCAAGCAAUAUUUGUACGAACAAAAUUAUAUUAUGUUUUUUUUUUUAUUAUUAUUUAAUAUUAUGACUAUUAUAUAGAUAUCAAAUAAUCUAAAGGGUUAUUUUGUAUUAUAUAGUGUGUUGGGUAGCUGUUGUAAUUAUACACAGGGUUGCAUAGUGUUAUACAGUGUGGACCCACCAGCAUUGCCCUGUGUACAGUACAGCACAGCGAGGCUCUGCCCAGCACACAGCAGGCAAUGCCAGCGCAUUAGAUUACAACAUUAUAUAGGCACCAUGUUGGGUAGCUGCUGUAGAUCUCUAGUAAAUUAUUGAUGGAAAAGAAUGCACUGAAAUAUACAAUUAUUACUAUAGAAUAACCCUUUAGUUAUGUAGAAACUUCCCCUGUAAAUGCACUACGAUUAGGGGGAAGUGGAAAUGGUGUUCUCACUGUCGUCUUGCACCCUUGUGUGUUUUUUUAAAACUUAACCUUUAAUAAAACAAUUUGUUUACCUUUAAA